CAUUGAGCGCGGCGGUGGUAAAGGUCUCUGAAAGGACAACUCCCACCGGGAUUCGUUCCCCCUCCUCCAGGAACUGCCGUCCGCGGGAUCCCCAUUGUGGUGCCUCUGGGCCUCGAGAUGCUCAUCUCCCCUGAAGGGUUUCCUGUCUUCGUACCUGAACGCUCAACAGCUCCUCCUCCACCAUAUGCUCCUUCCCCACCAGCAGCGGCCAACUCAAGUCCAGCUUUAUCGCAACAACAACAGCAGCAACACUACCAGCAUGGAACACCGACCCCGCCUUCGAGGCACAAUACGCUAACGUCGCAACACUCUUCCAACCACUUCUCACCCCCUUCUGUGCCGCUUUCUCCUGCUCCACCAACCCCAAUCUCUCAAACAUCCAUGCCCCUGCCUCACCAGAUGCCGAUCCCGAGUCCACACUAUCAGCGACCGAUGCACCCACCGCCCGCCUCACAUGCAUACCCGCCUUCAACAUAUAUACCCCAAUUACAACCGCAGCCACUACCACAAGCCCAGCCGCCAACCCCACCUGUUGGGUUGACAUUCGCAAGUAUAAUGACCUCGUUCAGAACAUCCUCAGAAAGCGUUUCGGCCUGGACGUUUUAUUCAUUAGGUUUGGCACAUAAUCCGGGGCAGAAGGAAAUCGCGAUCACAUUGCGUCAACGACCCAGCAACUAUACCCUCGAAACUGUUCAGCCGAUCAUGUAUCAGCUCUUUCAUCAAAUGAACUCUCAUAUUCAGGCGUCUGGUGGAAAGCCACUCACCGCAGGAGAAGUAUUUCCUUGUCGAUUAAACACACCUGAUGCUGGGUCUUUGGAUCUGGCGAUCCUUCUGGUCCAUGCCCCACCAGAAUGCAAAUCCACAUUAGAGAACAAGGACGUGUUAUAUGGAGUUAUCGCAACAUUGGACGAGAUGGCGGUCUUCUCAAAGUAUGGCGCUGCAAGGACGUUGACGAACAUGGGCAACGAUCUCGAGACAUGGCCGAUCCCCCUCUGGUCGGAUUGGUCGCGUCCCUCGUUGGUGAAUCUGAACGAUUUCCAAGGAUCUCUCACAGAAAUGGUGCUGGUAUUGCCGACAAAGAACGUUGUGGCGACAUUGGAUACGAUCUCGCAUCGGCUGACCCUCGUCGUAUCGUCGACUGCGUUGGAGCUGAUUCAAGCGGACUUCAGAAGAUUUCCGCCAGCACAGCCAGGGGUGAUUAACGACCUGGCAAGAAUCACCUUUAUGCUGGAUCUGGAUGCAGGCGCUCAGGCGUAUCUGACCUGGAGGACCGGACAGGAUGGGCCCGCCAUCUUCAAUGCGCGACCGAACCCGACAAGUUUCCAUGGAUGUUGGCUGUCGUUCACUGGGAUUGGCCCGCAUGAGGAGGCGACGGUGCAUGAGAAUGUGGCGGCCAGAGAGGAUGGCAUCGAGGUGAAGAUGAAGGGCUCGACAUGGGAGAGACUUUACCAGGCACUAAUUUCAAGAACACCAGCCGUUGUCCCUGUGGGAUCCGAGACUGUGCACCUCAGCUACGCGUAGACGUGAAGCACAUGCAAUAAUAAUAAAUUAGCGAUGGUGCAUAGUCUGAUAGUCUGUGGAACGCCAUUGGAAUCAUGCCAAGCGUCGUCCACAUAAAAAAUUUCCGUAUGCGGUGUCCACUUUUAAGCUUUCUCGGGCGACGGGAUCGUGAUCCAACGAUUCUCUCUUCGCCCUUUGCCAUCCUCAUUCCGACACACAACGUCCGGUUCUGCUCUUCGACCAUCCCACUCGUAUACAAAGAGCAA
Molecule: messenger RNA, 1766 nt
Organism: Gamsiella multidivaricata
Lineage: Eukaryota; Fungi; Mortierellomycota; Mortierellomycetes; Mortierellales; Mortierellaceae
Exons: 2
Coding region: 118-1521 (467 amino acids)
Source: RefSeq, a predicted model, not a curated record